Messenger RNA from Paramecium primaurelia, 226 nucleotides. NCBI's taxonomy places the organism in Eukaryota, Ciliophora, Oligohymenophorea, Peniculida, Parameciidae. The record is from the annotation of a GenBank genome assembly.
UGGAUUCCAUUUAUAGUAAAUGGUCAUAUAGAUGAUUGUACAGCCAAAAAGUAUGAAGACCAUUCCAAACAAAUUAGAAAUUAUGAGAGCAUUGGCUAAUUUAAGAGUUUUAAAGUCAUUUUCACUUAAAUUAUAUUCAGAUGGACAAGUAUUUUGAUCAUUUAGUCCAUUAAUAUAAAUUUGUUGUUCAUUUGAAUCCAAAUCUGUUUUAGUUUGAGAGUCUAGG